GAGAGUUUUUAUAUAGGUGUUCUGUGACGAGACUGCUCACGACAAGCAGGCCCGUUUAUCUUCCGCACUAAUCGCGCGAAUUUCGCGUGCACAGGUGUGUUGUCGCUCGCGUGUUUGUUGUUUGUACUUGUUUAGAAGCUUUGAGUUCAGGACAUCGCGGUGCGCCAGGGCUUGAUGACAUUUGUUGCCCAGCUGCGGGUGCUACCGCAGCGCAUGCGGAGCAAAGCUUCUGAUGAUGUUUGUUGUGCCCAUGAAGAUCUAGGCGGUCUCUGCAUCGUUGAUAACAAAUAGCCGCAAGUGCUAAUUGCUGCUAGUCAGCUCAGUCCAGAAUUUGGUCUCACAAAUGCAAUGAGCCUUGGUGAAUGCAUCACUUUUGCUAAAACGGCAUGCCCCACCCAUUCAAAGGUCAUCAGUCAGGUCGAGGUUGGCACGCAGUACAGCUUGCCUCUGGCUGACAAGUCUGUCGAGUGUUCCUUCAAAGCAGGGAGGGAGUCGAGGAACGUGCAGACUACAGAGACUGUGGAUCAGUCAAGUUACACCUCAGUAUCGAGGCCUUCUAUUUCUCCAUCAACAGCCAGCGAUGACAACUCACAGCAGGGAUGCCUCCACCGAUGUCGUCUCUGUGAUUAUGAGACUGAUAAACUGGUUCGUCUGGAAGAACACGGCAGGGUCCAUACUGGCGAGCGUCUGUUUAAAUGCCAUUUGUGCCUUCAUAGCUUUUCAAGAAGGCGUUCCCUAAACAGGCACCUGUUUGUCCAUACUGGCCAGCGUCCGUUCAUAUGCCAUGUGUGCUCUCAGUGCUUCUCACUAAAGGCGCAGCUGAAAGUACACCUGCGCACACACACAGGGGAGAAGCCACUUCAGUGCCCUUCAUGCCCUCAAAGCUUCUCGAAUAAUACAAGGCUUAAGGAACACCUGCGCUGCCACACAGGCGAGAAGCCAUUUCAAUGCCCUUCAUGCCCUCAGAGCUUCUCGCGUCAGUCAAUGAUGAAGCUACACCUACGCAUCCAUACAGGUGAGAAGCCAUAUCAGUGCCCUUCAUGCCUUCAGAGAUUUGCACAAAAGUACGCCGUUACGGAACACCUGCGCACCCACACAGGCGAGAAGCCAUUUCAAUGCCCUUCAUGCCCUCGGAGCUUCUCGCUGAAAGGUGGCUUGACGAAACACAUGCGCAUUCAUACAGGUGACCGACCAUACCGUUGCGCCAUCUGCUCCAGGUCCUUUGCACGGUGUGAUGUGUUGAGCAGACAUAAGAGGACAAAACACCGUGAUACUGUAGAGUAGGAAAACAGCUGUGGUGAACUAGAGUCUGAAUUGAGAAUCUACGGGUGUGUAGCAUAAUUAUGGUGUUCUGCUGCAUCAGGUAGCACAAGUGUCUCCAUAUGCUCUUAAAGGGAACCUGUAACACUUUUUUUUUUUUGGCGGGGGGGUCACCAUAUUUGCUCUACAUCUAUUCUCAGCAUAUAAAACAAAGAGCAAUCAAAAUUAUGAAAAUCGACCCAUACUAAGCCAGAAACAAUUCAACAUACAGUUAAACCUCGAUGUAACAAAGCCCGUAAAGUCGGCAAUUUGCAUUCUUAUAUCGGAAUUUUGUUAUAUUGUGACUGUUCAUUAUUCGAAACGUAUUCUAUUUUUUAUUCAAUUCAGUUCUCUGUUGCACUGUUUGAUUAAAUCUAAAAAAUUACUGUUUGGACACCCCUACAAAUUAUGCAUGUUAAGUGUAACACAUUCUAUUGCUUAUUAUUCCACUAACGAUGUCUGAAUGAUCUGCUUUUUAAUUUUGUUUGCAGCAUUGAAAAGAAAUUUACAAUUCUCAUUUUUUUUCAGUAUUGUUUUUUUUUUCGUACAUAUGAACUUGUUCUGAUAGGCUCAUUCAUGUACUUAUUGCCUCUAGGUUCUGAUAUAUCUGGUUCAUCCUGCAAGACUCUUUUGAUCUUAUUCUACUUGCACCUUUUUUUUUUCUUUAAGUACUUCUUUAGAACAAUUGAUUGUUUAAUAAGGUUGCUUGCCACUGUGUUUGAUGCGACCAUCAAAUAAAUGCCUGUGUUUUAUCAGUAUUCGUUGUCUGUUUUUGGUAUUUUAGUACUCUCAUGACAGCAUGCAAUGUAGUGAUAUUAGCAUUGUCCUAGAGAAGUUGAGUGAUGGCUGUUGGAAGUUCAUUAUUAGCACAGAAGGCACUUCUUAUAACAUAUAAGCAUGAGUAACUUGAUACUUCAGACAAAUGUCAUGUCCCCCAUUCCGUAUUAAUUCCUACAUUUUAUAUCAACUAAUGUAUCGGCAUUUCUGUAAGCACUAGUGUGACAGAUAACUGUAGAAACAUUUGAAUAAAGUUUACAUUUUGAAUCAACCUCACAUGACUGUAUAAAACAUUAUUGCACAGAAAGCAAGAAAUUGGGCCAAUCCUGUUUUUCAGUGUUCAGAAAGAUUCUUUUUGAAAUGCAGUUGUGCCAGUCUCUCAUAUGUAACUUGAAACAUUACUUGUGCACUAAUAAACUUCAAAUUGAAGCAAAAUUACUGUAAAUUUCAUCACCAUGGCCAUAGUAUAGACAUAAAUUGGAGGACGCUUAAGCUUCGCAUUUAAGAGUAGAUCGCGAUAGCGUUAUAGGGACCCGUUCGCAUCGCAAAGCGCGGCUGUAGGUCUGGUAGAAAUGCUGGUAAAGGCAUUUGGAGGUUUGUGUUUGAGUUUCCUCGUAGCAGAAUUAGGUUUUCUCGUACAUUCAAAUUACAAUCCGUCGUCGAAUUCGACGCCGAAUGGUAAAGUCGUACUUUACCAUUUUCCUGACAGAUUUCACUGAGAAAUUCAAUUUUUGUUCACCAAAAUCUUGCACCACGUGCAGGGCCUGCGCGCUCGGGGUUGGGGAUGAUUUUCUCUGCCACCCGCGUCGCACGCUGGUUGCCGACACCGGAUUUCCUGCGACACGGGUCCUUAACGCUUACGCGUUAAAAUAUGAGCACAUGCACCGUGGAGGAGGCUUUAUACGUUGCUGAGGGAGGUAGACUUUCCUCGCUGUACAGUGAUCAUUUGCGCUUUCCGAAGAGCCCUGUGUAUGCGAGCAAACUCCUUAUUUGUUCCUCAUGCUCCAUUUGUGCUUUUAGUAAACAGUGGUUCAUAAGGUGCGACAGGAUGUGCACGUUGUUUUAUACAUAUUUUGGUAAUAGCUGUUCGUUUUUCUAAAGCUAUUCAAACUGUAUUCUACAUUUAACUUGAUUCACUUCUGGCACUAUUAGAUUCACGUCAGACUGACAAAUUACUUUUGCCCAUCUCUAGUUUUGAUCUACACUGGGCAACAAUGUACCUGCAUUCAAUAAAUAAACGUGUGAGACAUCUUUGCUUCUUGGCAAGUUACACACCUAAGGAUUACCUCCACAUCCACGCAGUCGUUCUGGUGCCACUUACGCCUUCAGACUUCUUGAUGUUACAGCCACGUGAAGAGGCACCGGCACCAACACAAGAGCAAGUGACCAUUUCAGUGCACGUUCUUCUUUCAAAGCUUUUUUGUAACUUAUGAACUCAAGGAACAUGUGGGUGUCUAUGUAUUGAGUAAAAGCUGAACUGAGAAUAUGCAUAUGUGUGCAGUAUGCUGCAUGGUAUUCUGUUACACAAGUGUUACCGUAUGCUCGGAUAUGUUGAGCUUUCGAGGUAAUUCACACAGUGAAACCUUGUUACUACAAACAUCACAUUAACAAACUUCAGAGUAACGAACUUUUCAUAAAUUCCCUGCUCACUUAUGGCUUCAAUGUAAAAAUAUUUCAUUAUUACAAACUUCAGAAUACCGAAGUUUUCAGAAUAAUGAUUGUGUGUAAUGUUAAUAAUGCC
Messenger RNA from Dermacentor silvarum, 3817 nucleotides. Its product is annotated as gastrula zinc finger protein XlCGF7.1. The record is from RefSeq and is a predicted model, not a curated record. The transcript has 4 exons. Bases 349 to 1284 code for a protein of 311 amino acids. Lineage: Eukaryota; Metazoa; Arthropoda; Arachnida; Ixodida; Ixodidae. Gene Ontology annotation, biological process: regulation of transcription by RNA polymerase II. Gene Ontology annotation, molecular function: RNA polymerase II cis-regulatory region sequence-specific DNA binding; DNA-binding transcription factor activity, RNA polymerase II-specific. Gene Ontology annotation, cellular component: nucleus.